AUGGCUACGGAGUCCGCUGGAACACACAAGGACCCGGUGACGGGAGAGCUGAUCUCCAAGACGGAGCUCAAGCGGCGAGAAAAGCAGCGCGAGAAGGAGGCCAAGAAGGCCGAAAAGGCUGCUGCCGCACCCGCGAAAUCGGCAGCGAAGGCAACUGGCCCGAAUGAGGACGACUUGAAUCCAAACCAAUACUUUGAACUUCGCUCGCGUCACAUUCAAAAGCUGCGAGAGACUCAGUCGCCCAACCCGUACCCCCACAAGUUUGAGGUGUCGCUAUCAAUCUCGCGUUACAUCGAGCAGUACGGUCCGGAGGACAAGAUCAAGUCUGGCGAAAAGCUGGAAGACAUCACAGAGUGCCUUGCAGGCCGCAUCCACAAUGUCCGUCUGUCGGGUCAGAACCUCAGGUUCUACGACCUGCAUGGCGAAGGCCAGAGGGUACAGAUCAUGGCUACCAAGCAGGACGCGAAGGAUCCCGAGGCAUUCGCAUCGGUCCACGACAAUUUCAGGCGGGGAGAUAUAGUCGGAGUCAUCGGGACCCCCGCUCGCACGAAGAAGGGCGAGCUCUCGAUCGCGCCGAAGGAGAUGAUUCUCCUUGCACCAAACUUGCAUCAGCUGCCGUCUGAACAUUUCGGGCUGAAGGAUCAGGAGACGCGGUACAGGAAGCGAUACCUUGACUUGAUCCUUUCGCAGGACACACGGCGCAUCUUCCUGACGCGGAGCAAGAUCAUCAACUACGUCCGCCGCUUCUUCGACGCGCUCGGCUUCCUCGAGGUCGAGACGCCGAUGACGAGCAUGAUCGCAGGCGGUGCGACGGCGAAGCCGUUUGUCACGCACCACAACGACCUCGACCUCGACCUCUACCUCCGCGUCGCGCCCGAGCUCUACCUGAAGCAGCUCGUCGUGGGCGGGCUCGACCGCGUAUACGAGAUCGGCCGCGUGUUCCGCAAUGAGGGCAUCGACCUGACGCACAACCCCGAGUUCACAAUCUGCGAGUUCUAUAUGGCGUAUGCGGACAUGUACGACAUCAUGGACCUGACGGAGAGCUUGAUCGAGGGCAUGGUCAAGUACAUCACUGGCGGGAAGACGACGCUGCAGUACCACCCGGAGGGCAAGGACAGCGACAAGGUGUACGACCUCGAGUUCAAGCGGCCCUGGAAGCGGUAUGAUAUGAUCGAGACUCUGGAGGAGAAGCUGGGCGUGAAGUUCCCGCCUGGCGACACGCUUCACACUGAGGAGGCCAACAAGUUCUUGCGUGAAUUGUGUGUCAAGCACAACGUCGACUGCAGCGAGCCACGAACGAACGCACGGCUUCUGGACAAGCUGGUCGGCGAAUACAUUGAGCCCCUCUGCAUUUCGCCCGCCUUCAUCGUCGGUCACCCACAAGUGAUGUCACCACUCGCCAAGUGGCACCGUUCUCGGCCUGGUCUGUGUGAGCGUUUCGAGGGUUUCAUGUGCGGCAAGGAGUUCUGCAAUGCGUACACGGAGUUGAACGAUCCGUUCGAGCAACGCCUGCGCUUCGAGGAACAGGUGAGACAAAAGGAACAGGGCGAUGAUGAGGCUCAAGGCAUCGAUGAGACCUUUGUUGACGCGCUUGAGCAUGGCCUACCGCCGACUGGUGGAUGGGGCAUCGGCAUCGACCGUCUGGUGAUGUUCUUGACUGAUUCGCAGAACAUCAAGGAGGUGCUGCUCUUCCCUGCGAUGAAGCCCGUCGAAACGACGGCCAAUACGAGUGGGCCUGUCGGACCUAGUGGGCAGGUAUAG
Molecule: messenger RNA, 1761 nt
Organism: Fomitopsis serialis
Lineage: Eukaryota; Fungi; Basidiomycota; Agaricomycetes; Polyporales; Fomitopsidaceae
Product: lysyl-tRNA synthetase
Exons: 10
Coding region: 1-1761 (586 amino acids)
Biological process (GO): lysyl-tRNA aminoacylation
Cellular component (GO): cytoplasm; cytosol
Molecular function (GO): lysine-tRNA ligase activity; tRNA binding; ATP binding
Source: RefSeq, a predicted model, not a curated record